AACAGUUAGUGGGCACCGUUUGUCACUUGUAUAGUCCAAUUAAUGUAUUGUUUAGGGUUGUAUUGUGUUAUGUAGUGGAUUUGCUGGGAUGCGUCUAAAAGCAUUUUUUUUUUUGCCCCGCCAAGAUUUACAUGCUAAAAUCGCCACUMGUCAGGUGAUUCACUUCAAUCACCAAUAUGUCACACUUGUGUGCUCUUUAUCCUGUACUCAUAAACAUUUCCAUGUUUUUGCUUUUAGGGAUGAAUACGAGGGCUUAGUUGAUGUUCGGCUGGCAAGCAAUUCACAAAAAGCCUGCAUCUCUCACUGAAGAAUAUCCAUUCACAAGUUUUGUCACCAUGAAGGUAGCUUUGUUUUCACUGGUGCUUCUCUGCCUGGCUGGGAUGCUGCAUGCUGAAGUCCUGUCCCAGUCUGACGAGAACAGUCUCACAGAAAAUGGACAGGGUUUGGGGAGAAGAUAUGCAGAGUCAACCAUCGCCAGUGACAUGAGCAAAAUCAUGGACUCCAUGGUGCAGAAGAAUUUUGUCAACUUCCUGCUCAACCAGAGAGAGAAAAAGAGCAUGUCUAAUGUCACUCCAGAGGAAGAUCCAGAGGCUCGCCUGUACAACAAUCUCCUGAAAAUGCUUGCACUGUGCAUUCGCAGCAAGGGACAGAUCCAUUGAUGUUUUGAAGAAUAUCAACAAAUGAUCAACAUAGGUGGGAGAGUAAUGCAAAGAAGUCAACCAAAACAUUAUGACAAUUUGGAGGAAAAUGUAUGCUUUCUAUUUUUGUGUACACAAUAUAUAUUGUAAAGUUAGAAAUAUGAAUCCAGCAUGUCUGAAGUUUUUCAUAAAUAUUUGCUAAGGGGAAAUAAAAUAGCUUGAAGUAAA
Messenger RNA from Salvelinus sp. IW2-2015, 866 nucleotides. It is a transcript of the gene gip, whose product is annotated as gastric inhibitory polypeptide. Gene Ontology annotation, biological process: response to starvation; regulation of insulin secretion; response to glucose. Lineage: Eukaryota; Metazoa; Chordata; Actinopteri; Salmoniformes; Salmonidae. Gene Ontology annotation, cellular component: extracellular region. The record is from RefSeq and is a predicted model, not a curated record. Gene Ontology annotation, molecular function: hormone activity; glucagon receptor binding.